Molecule: messenger RNA, 288 nt
Organism: Cylicocyclus nassatus
Lineage: Eukaryota; Metazoa; Nematoda; Chromadorea; Rhabditida; Strongylidae
Source: the annotation of a GenBank genome assembly
AUGAGAUUCACAAUUCGGCUACUUUUGAUCUUCUUUAUUGUGUUCACAGUGCAAUCUGGCAACGUUGACUACACUGAUGAUGAAUGGGGGCACCAUCACGGAAGGUUUGAGCAUGGCCCACAUCAUUCAGGAGAAAUAAUAGCAGACUUUGAUGAUAACCAAGCUGCGACAAACGAAAGCGAAGAGAUUGCUCCAGAGCCCGAAAAUGUCACUGUUUCAAUCUAGACACUACGCAUUAUAAUAGAGAUCCACGGUCCACUAUAAUAUGAUAAUAAACUUUCUUCGAAA